AUGCUGUUCACCGCGUUGUGCACAUUCCUACUCACCGGCCACAUUUUCGAAAUUUUGCGCCAAUUCAAACACGAGUCCGAAUGGCGACGAUUCGGCUAUCCGCUUCUCGUGAUGAUGUUCAUUCGGAUUCGAGUCGAUCCGUCGAUGCCCUACCUUGAAUUUUUCUACAAUGCUAUCAACGACGCGUUUCUUCUAACAAUAUUCGAUAUUGUUGCGCGAAUUCUUCAACAAUUCUACGAGUUUGUCAAGGUUUGCACUUGUUCGUCCGAUCUGGCAGGACGGCAUCGUACUGCAAGAAAUGACGAAUUUUUACCGGACCAUCAGUCAAUUGCCAAGAAAAAUGCUAGAUUUAUGUAA
This is a messenger RNA of Caenorhabditis bovis, 357 nucleotides long. NCBI's taxonomy places the organism in Eukaryota, Metazoa, Nematoda, Chromadorea, Rhabditida, Rhabditidae. The record is from the annotation of a GenBank genome assembly.